Molecule: messenger RNA, 867 nt
Organism: Helobdella robusta
Lineage: Eukaryota; Metazoa; Annelida; Clitellata; Rhynchobdellida; Glossiphoniidae
Exons: 4
Coding region: 1-867 (288 amino acids)
Source: RefSeq, a predicted model, not a curated record
AUGGUGAACAAGUGUGCUGCCUAUGGUUGCAAAAGUGGAUACAAAUCAAAUGCUGCGAUAGAUGCUGAAAACAAAGUGUCUUUUCAUUCCUACCCAGUCAAUGAUCCUGAACUUUGUGCAAAUGAUCAGAUAAUAAAUUUGAGUUUAGAAGAAAUUCUAGAUCGUUUAAAAAAGGAAACAUCUGCUCCAAGUGGAUACCAAUAUCAAAUCUUCGAAAACAGUUUGGUAUUGUAUGAAAUACAUUUUGACAACUGUUGCCCUCAUAUCAAAUCAUCUAUCACCAUAGAUGAACAAAAAAAUAUAUCCCUGUUUAACAAAGGUCGAGAAGUUUCAAAAUCAUUUGUUGAAGGCAUCAUCAACAAAAAAGUUGACACCAUGAAUCAGCUAUUGAUUGUGAUGGCUAGACUUAAAAAUUUGCAAACUGAUCAUGCGAAAGUAACUUUUGAUGAAGCCAAAGCUGCAGCUAAACAACAAUUAAAAUGUUGCUUGGAUUCUGUUGAUGACAAAUUGUCAAUCAAAGAAAUUGAUGAUUUCAUUGAUGUGGGCAUCGUUGAAGAUACUAGUAUAUUUGAAGCAGCUAAUGAAAUCGUCCAACAACUUCAAUCCACAGCCUCAUUUGCCUUCAGCGAUCCAGCAGAUGGUGAAGCAUGCACAAUAUAUUACAUGUCAGGAGCAGUCGCUCACAGUGUGCUUCAUACUACACGAUGUGAUUACUGCAAGGAAAUAUUAGUUGAUGAUGAAUCCAUCUGUGUAGAUGUCCACCAUUUAAAAGAGCAAGUGGGUGGGUUUGAUGGUGCAUGUGCAGCUGUUUUAUGGUCCCUCAUCCUCCCCCUUGUUACUGCAAUGUUGUCUCGUCAAUGCAAUUAA